This is a messenger RNA of Rubroshorea leprosula, 2288 nucleotides long. The record is from the annotation of a GenBank genome assembly. NCBI's taxonomy places the organism in Eukaryota, Viridiplantae, Streptophyta, Magnoliopsida, Malvales, Dipterocarpaceae.
ACGGACAAAAACAGACACACAGAACACGCCGGACUCUCCCUCCUUCCGACCAACAACCCUCUCCCCCUCCCUCCAAAACGCAUUUCAUCAUAAGCUUCCACACAAAGUUGCAGAAACAAAGAAUGGCGUGAACGCGGAGCUUCUUCAGAGAAGCCAUCAGUAGCCUUUUCUUUUCUGGUUUUUCUUUUUUUUUUUUUUUUUUCUAAGGAAGUUGAUAAUGGAGUGCAUAGGAGCUCGAAAUUUCUCGGCAAUGGCGGUCUCUACUUUUGCUACGUGGAGGUCUCGGCGGAUGACGAUGAGGACGAGUCACUUUCUGUCAAAUCAUCGCUGCUUUUCGUUCAAGGUGAGAGCCAGUAGCGCCGGAAGCGAGAGCUGCGUGGCGGUUAAAGAAGGUUUUGCCGAUGAAGAAGAUUACAUAAAGGCUGGUGGCUCCGAGCUCGUUUUUGUGCAAAUGCAACGGAACAAGGCCAUGGAUAAACAGUCAAAAUUAGCGGAUAAGUUGACACCAAUAUCAGUUGGAGAUAACAUACUGGAUUUGGUUGUGAUUGGUUGUGGUCCAGCCGGUCUUGCUCUCGCUGCUGAGUCAGCUAAGUUGGGAUUAAAUGUUGGACUAAUUGGCCCUGAUCUUCCUUUCACAAAUAAUUAUGGAGUGUGGGAAGAUGAAUUUAAAGAUCUUGGACUUGCUGGAUGCAUUGAACAUGUUUGGCGGGAUACCAUUGUAUAUCUUGAUAAUAAGGAUCCUAUUGUAAUUGGUCGUGCAUAUGGACGAGUUAGUAGGCACUUGCUCCAUGAAGAGUUGUUAAGGAGGUGUGGAGAGGCAGGUGUUACAUAUCUAAACUCAAAGGUGGAAAGGAUUAGCGAAGCUACCAAUGGUCAGAGUCUUGUAGCUUGUGAACACAAUAUUGUUGUUCCCUGCAGGCUCGCUACUGUUGCUUCAGGAGCAGCUUCAGGGAGACUGUUGCAAUAUGAGGUGGGAGGUCCUAGGGUCUCUGUCCAGACAGCUUAUGGCAUUGAAGUUGAGGUGGAGAAUAAUCCUUACGAUCCUAGCUUGAUGGUUUUCAUGGAUUAUAGAGACUACGCCAAACAAGAAGUUCCACAUUUGGAAGCUCAGUAUCCAACAUUUCUUUAUGCAAUGCCCAUGUCUUCAACAAGAGUUUUCUUUGAGGAAACUUGUUUGGCUUCAAAAGAAGCAAUGCCUUUUGACUUAUUAAAGAAGAAGCUUAUGUCGAGAUUAGAGACCAUGGGAAUCCAGAUUUUAAAAACUUAUGAAGAGGAAUGGUCUUAUAUUCCUGUUGGGGGUUCCUUACCAAACACAGAACAGAAAAAUCUUGCGUUUGGUGCUGCUGCAAGCAUGGUGCAUCCAGCUACAGGUUAUUCAGUUGUCAGAUCAUUGUCAGAGGCUCCAAAGUAUGCUUCUGUACUCGCAGAUAUACUGCAGAAAGAUCAUUCAAAAGGCAUACAUACUAGUAAAAGAACUGUUGAGAAUAUAUCAAUGCAAGCUUGGAAUACUCUUUGGCCACAAGAAAGGAAGCGGCAGAGGGCCUUCUUUCUCUUUGGCCUGGCGCUCAUUUUGCAAUUGGAUAUUGAAGGGAUUAGGACUUUCUUCCACACUUUCUUCCGUUUGCCCACUUGGAUGUGGCAAGGAUUUCUUGGUUCUAGUCUUUCAUCCGCAGAUCUCAUUCUCUUUGCCUUCUAUAUGUUUGUUAUAGCCCCAAAUGAUAUGAGAAUGUGCCUUGUCAGACAUCUACUUUCAGAUCCAACUGGCGCAACUAUGAUAAGAACAUAUCUCACCGCAUAGGCGGUUAGCUUCUCUAUUUCUACCUGUUUCUUGGUUCUUCUUUGAAUUUCCAUUCAAGAAAUAUGAGGAGCUAGCCUGCUUUCCAAAUUUGCCAAGACAAUUUUCUGUAGCCGGUGGAUCCAGGAAGAAAUCAGAACAAAGAAUCUUUUUGAAGGAUGGUUAGUCUCACCUAGUCCAUAAUAUUCUGAAAUGAACUGUAUCCUGCAAGGAGACAUUCCCUAUUAAAUCUUGGUAAAAUAAACAAGAUUUGAAGAUUAUACUGUAGUUUCCUUGCGUCUUCUGUGCCCUAGAAUAGUGCUUUGUAUAGAAUGAGAAUGUAGAUCAAUUCCAAUCUGGAAUUCAAUAUACUUAUAUCAUGACCUUAAAGAGUUGUUUCAAAUCCACUCGGUAUGAAUGGAUAUUGAUUCUUGGCUUUUUAGUCUGCAAACCCCAAUCAUCCCUCAAGCUUUCUAGAUGCUUUUCUCAGCAUUUGGAUUAACUUAAUGUAGUG